UCUACUAAGUUCAUACAUUUCCAGCAUAAAUUUCUCUUUAAAUUUUUCUGUUUUGAAAAUCAGUUAAGAACUGCGUGUUUUGUUUGGAUUUAACUAGGAUUUAACAUAGCUCCUAAGUCAGGCGUAUUAAUUUGACGUUGGUGGGAAAAGAUAUUAUGCUGAUGAGCGUCGUCCAUUUUGGCAAAGGUUCUAAUCAGAGAGAGGGACCAACUAGACAUCUUCCACUUGAGAAAUAUUCAACUUAAAAUUUCUGAGGCAUUCCGGAGCACAAAACAAAUAAGUGUUACCAAACCAAAUGAUAAGCCUCGAUGUGGAAAAAAUGGCUCUUUUUGGUGGAAGCCGUUGCUAUAGUAAUAACGAACACCAUCACCAUAGUGACAUUCACAAGAACUCCUCGUCUGCGCAUGCGCAAAUACUAUUUGAUUAUCAAUCUGGCAGUGGUUGAUCUCUUGGUGGGACUGGUAGCGGUGCCUUUAUACUUUGUCGCUUUGAAUGAGAAAACAUUUUUGGCAUUCUGGAUAUUUGACCCGUUUUUAGGAAUUGCGUCUUUAUUGGGCUUAGCUGCCAUAGCCAUUGAACGUACAUACGCCACGUACUAUCCAUUCAAAUACCGCGCGAUAAGCAAGACUCCAUACAUCAUUGGGAUAGCUGUGGUGUGGUUGACAGCUUUGCUUUUUACCGUGUCCAUCUUGACAACAGGGUUCGUUGAGAGUGGAAUCAUGAUAUUGACGAGUAUUUCAGUCCCACUGGUCAUCAUUAUUUGUGCAUAUUUCCUUAUAUGGAUAAAACUAAGCUGUAUGAGAAGUAUCUUGGGUCACACAAUUUCCCAGAGAGAUAGAAAAUUAUCCGUGACGCUAGCAAUUGUUACCACGGUCAGCUUGAUUACUUGGGUUCCUUUUAUGGCGUAUUCGGUGUAUUUGACGUUUUGCUAUAUACAAAGGUGUGAGACAAGUAGUUACAGUUGGUCUGUGAACAUAGUCCACAUGUUCAAGCUACUUCACUAUGGUAACUCCUUUGUGGACUUUGCAGUCUAUUCAUUUCGCAUGCGUAAUUUCAGGACUGAAAUGGCACGUAUGUUUGGGUUUCUGAACUGUAAAAACUCUGUGCAAAACUAUAAUCUUAAGUAACACAGCAUAGAAAUGAAAUAUGAGCCAGCAGGAGAGAGAAUGACACAAGCACGAUGUUAAUUAGGCCAUAUAAUCAUAUGAAUCGUAACUAAUCGUGCCAAUUGUUUCCAUGAAGUUCUUGCUUGCCUUAUGACGCCUGACACAAUAAUUUCUCAUUCUCUGUUAGCUGAUUCUAUAUUGAGUAAAUAAUUGAAUGGUGAAAUAUUCCUGCAUUUCAGUGUUGCGUCUUUGAGUUAUGAACGUUCAAUCUCACAAUAUGUUAAUGAAAAUAACGUCAAAGAAGGCUUCAUUAGAUAUUCGAACUUUGAAGGUUUCAGGACAUUAAAUUUAUCGUAGGCAAGGUAGGGAAUAACCAUAUUCCCAGAUGGCGUUCAUAAAAAACAUUUUUGAGUGACAUCAUUAUCAUUAGCUUGUUGUAAGAUUAAAACUUCAAAACUCAAAGACGCAACACUAAAUUCUGAAAUGCAGGAAUAUUUUUUUAUUCAAUUAUUUACUUUAUAUAGAAUCUCUUAACAGAAAAUCAGCAAUUAUUGUGACAGGGGUUAUAGGCACUUUAAGUUUUUGUUCAAUAAACAAAUAAUAGAGUGA
Messenger RNA from Exaiptasia diaphana, 1715 nucleotides. Its product is annotated as adrenocorticotropic hormone receptor. Gene Ontology annotation, biological process: G protein-coupled receptor signaling pathway. NCBI's taxonomy places the organism in Eukaryota, Metazoa, Cnidaria, Anthozoa, Actiniaria, Aiptasiidae. Gene Ontology annotation, cellular component: membrane. The transcript has 3 exons. The record is from RefSeq and is a predicted model, not a curated record. Gene Ontology annotation, molecular function: G protein-coupled receptor activity. Bases 309 to 1127 code for a protein of 272 amino acids.